AUGGGCGGCGUUUCUGGUCAACAAACAAACAGUACGGUUUCACCUGAUUGUUAUACAAAAGCUCGUGAAGAUUUUGGAAAAAAAUAUGAGGCACCUCAACAAUAUCAACUUGUUUAUCGUGAUUUUCAAAUAAUACGACCAUUAGGUCGUGGAGCAUUCGGUUCCGUUAAAGAAGCAAAAUGUAUACUAGAUCCGUUACCUGACUAUCUCAUUACACCAUCAUCAUUAACUGAUACGAGUAUUAAAUCAACCUCGUAUCGUAUUGCAUUAAAAAUUAUUAAUAAAAAAAGUGCUCAUAAAAUGAAACAAGAAGAACAUGUCGUGAAUGAAAAACGCAUAUUACAAGCAUUGAACUUUCCGUUUAUAAUUAAAUAUUAUUUUUCAUUUAAAGACAAUGCUAACUUAUAUAUUGGGUUAGAAUUAAUUGAAGGUGGAGAAUUAUUUCGACAUUUGAGAGAUGCUGAACGAUUCGAUGAAAAAAAAGCAAAAUUUUAUGCAGCACAAAUAACACUUGCACUAGAAUAUUUACAUUAUUUAGGCAUUGUUUAUCGAGAUCUAAAACCGGAAAAUCUCUUAAUUGAUCGGCAUGGUUAUUUGAAAAUGUGUGAUUUCGGUUUUGCAAAGAAAAUCGAUCGGGGCAAAGCUUAUACUUUAUGUGGUACACCAGAAUUUCUGGCACCAGAAAUCAUUCUUGGACGUGGUUAUAAUAUUGGUGUUGAUUAUUGGGCAUUGGGUGUAUUAAUCUUCGAAAUGAAUGCUGGCUAUUCACCAUUUUGGGAUGCUGAUCAACAAAAAAUUUAUCAUAAAAUCAUAAGUGCACGUUUUCGGCCACGUUCAGCAUUUAGUUCAGAGUUGACUGAUAUUGUACGUGGUCUAUUACAAAAAGAUUUAACAAAACGUUUAGGAUUAAUGUACAAUGGUGUGAAUGAUAUUAAAAAACAUUUAUGGUUUCGUGAUAUUGAUUUUAUACAAAUAUUUCUGAAAAAAGUACGUCCAUCAUGGCAGCCAGAUAUUAAGAUUAAUAAUUUUCCCGAUGCUGAAGAUGAAGAGCCAACAAGAUCAUCGACAAAUUUAUUUGAAAAAGAAUUUGCCGAAUUUUGA
Didymodactylos carnosus is the source of this 1101-nucleotide messenger RNA. NCBI's taxonomy places the organism in Eukaryota, Metazoa, Rotifera, Eurotatoria, Philodinida, Philodinidae. The record is from the annotation of a GenBank genome assembly.